AUGACAGACCGCGCACAAAAGAGGAAACAAGGGCCAAAUGGCGCAGACGGGGCAGGCUCUGCGCAAAAGAAAAGCAAGGGCGGCAACGCUGGACGGUGGAAGACCCCGCACCAUAAGGCCAAAAUGGCCGAGAGGGUGGACAUGGGCAGCGCCCUGGACGUUGGAGAUCAAGGCAUCUGGGUCACGUUUGUCCGGGGAAUGAAGACCAAGGCUGUGCGCGAGUUCCAGGAACUAUGUGACGAGUACGGAGAGGGCCUGUACAACAUCAAGCAGCCAGGCACAGAUGAUGCGUCCACGAGCGACAACGCUGGCGAGGGACAAGGGAUCGAAGCCUCCAUCGAGGAUGAACUGAGCAGCAUGAGGGAGCAGCGGAAGCCGAAGCCGGAACGGACAUUUGCGCCCAUCUCGACCGGCCUUGAAUGUCUCUUCUUCAUGAAGACAAGGAAGCCGGUGCAGCCAGAGGACCUGGCUCGCAAGAUCUGCGAGGAUGCGAGGGACUGUCCAGACCCGAGGCAACGGAAGUGCAGGUACAUCAACCGCCUGACGCCUGUCUUUGACACCGACAAGGCAACCGAGAACGGCAUCGUUCGACUGGCUCGGAAAGUACUGGCUCCGUCGUUCUCCUUGAAGGGCGAAUCCGAGGCGGACGCGGGAGCGACUGGUGAGCCGCGGGAUGCCGACUCAUCCCCGGCAUGCACGUUUGCAAUCCGGCACAACAUCCGGAACCACACCGCCCUCAAGUCAGACGAAGUCAAGAAGAUGAUUGCAAGUGUCGUUGGUGCAGAGCACAAGGUCAACCUCAGUAAUCCGGACAAGGUAAUAUUGGUGGAAAUAUUCCAGCUGUUUUGCGGCAUCUCCGUCGUGGACGGGAGGGAGUGGGAGGCUCUGAAGAGGUACAACGUCAACUCGCUUUACGUUAUGCCACGGGCUGGGGAGACGGACAAGGCUGGCGGAUCAGCGCAAGAGCAAGACAGUGCAGGAAAAGAAAGGAGAGAGAAGGGGGACAAGAAGCUCUGCGCUGAGAGUGCUGCCUCAUGA
Hirsutella rhossiliensis is the source of this 1038-nucleotide messenger RNA. Its product is annotated as THUMP domain-containing protein. Gene Ontology annotation, molecular function: RNA binding. The record is from RefSeq and is a predicted model, not a curated record. The coding region runs from base 1 to 1038 and encodes 345 amino acids. Lineage: Eukaryota; Fungi; Ascomycota; Sordariomycetes; Hypocreales; Ophiocordycipitaceae. Gene Ontology annotation, biological process: tRNA modification. The transcript has 5 exons.